Messenger RNA from Drosophila grimshawi, 2266 nucleotides. Its product is annotated as serine/threonine-protein kinase 32A. Gene Ontology annotation, molecular function: G protein-coupled receptor binding; G protein-coupled receptor kinase activity; ATP binding. Lineage: Eukaryota; Metazoa; Arthropoda; Insecta; Diptera; Drosophilidae. The coding region runs from base 550 to 1971 and encodes 473 amino acids. The transcript is spliced from 9 exons. Gene Ontology annotation, biological process: protein phosphorylation; G protein-coupled receptor signaling pathway; regulation of signal transduction. The record is from RefSeq and is a predicted model, not a curated record.
ACGCGAUUUUGUGACAGAAAUACGAAAGCUUUCAUAAUAACGGUGAAACUGAUUGCGUUCGCGUGCUUGUGUGAGUAGGUGUGCUUAUCUUAACAAUCGCGUGACUUUACCAAGCAAAAACAGUUACACCGAGUUCGGAGUCCGCAGUUCAAAGUGAAAUUACUGGAAUUUGUCUACGAAUUGUUGUGGCCCCUUUGAGACUUAAGAACUUCCAACUCACAACAGGAGCAGUUGGUGCACAAGCUACUGUAAGCUGCCACAACAAUCACAUCAUUCUCAAUAUGAACAGCAACAACAACAACGAAACAAAAGUGCAGCGAGGCUAAAGCACAAGUUGCGGCAGGACACAACAGCGAAUCAAUUGAAUUCAAUCGAAGUGCCACAAACAACUCGAGCAAUCGGCGCAGCAGGAGUCGCUAACGGAAGCACAACAAACACGCAAUCACGCAAACAAGCAACAAGCAACAACAAAAAAACAAACGGCUAAACAACAAUAAUAAAAUAGCAAAUAAAACCGCAAGGAAGGCGGCACAUUGAUGUAGCUACAAAAUGGGCGCAAACUCGUCGAGCAGAUCCGACCCGAGUCUGCACCAGGACGAUGACGUCAACUUUGAUCAUUUCCAAAUCCUGCGCGCCAUUGGCAAAGGCAGUUUUGGCAAGGUGUGCAUUGUACAGAAACGUGAUAGCGGCGUCCUUUAUGCCAUGAAAUAUGUUAGCCGUUCAGUUUGUGAAUCGCGCGGCGCUUUAGGCGGUGUCAUCAAGGAGGUGGAGCUCUUGUCCUCAUUGGAACAUCCAUUCCUGGUGAAUUUAUGGUUCUCGUUUCAAGAUGAGGAGGAUUUAUUCAUGGUGUGCGACCUGUUGACUGGCGGUGAUUUAAGAUACCAUUUACAGAAUCGAGUCGAAUUCAACGAGCAGAGUGUGGCCUUAUUAGUGUGCGAGCUGGGCAGUGCCCUGGAGUACCUUCAAACACAGCGUGUGAUCCACAGGGACAUCAAGCCCGACAAUAUUCUAUUGGAUGAUGCCGGACACGCUCAUUUGACUGAUUUUAAUAUUGCAACGAGGUUGCAGAAGGACUCCCUGGCCUGCAGCAUGUCGGGAACGAAACCAUAUAUGGCGCCAGAGGUGUUCAUGUGCGCCCUAGAAGAAGUCGCGGGUUAUAGCUACCCAGUGGAUUGGUGGUCCCUGGGUGUUGUUGCCUACGAGAUGAGGUCCAAUAACCGGCCAUUUGUGCUGCACUCCCACACGCCGCUGGUGGAGAUCAAAAACGUGCUGAAUACCAACGUGCACUAUCCGCAUCACUGGAGCCACAGCUUUAUCGAUCUGCUGCAGAAGUUGCUUUGCGUGCAUCCUGGAGCGCGGAUUAGUACACAGCAUGAGCUACAUCAGACGCCGCUGUUGCGUCCUCGAGACUUUCAGCAGGUGCUCGAUAAGAAGAUAAAGCCCACAUUUAAACCGCCAGAGGAUCAUCUCAAUUGCGAUCCCUGCUUGGAGCUGGAGGAGAUGAUCGUUGAGACGCGACCGCUGCACAAAAAGAAGAAACGUCUGGCCAAACAGCGCUCAGCGCAACGGGACAGUGAUCCAGAGACGACGCUAAUCAAGGAGUUCAUUGUGUACAAUCGCUUCAAGGAGCUCAAGCGCAAGGCCAUGGAACAAAAGGAGACAGACUGGCAGCGUGAACUCGAAUUGGCCAUGGCUAACUCGAUAGUCAACAGUUUGGCGCCCAUACAGGAAAAGCCAACAACAUCCCUUGUCACAGCGGCAGCAACAGCAACAACAGGAGCAACAACUGCGAUUAAUGCCGCCAGUGUUCGUUGCACUCCAAGCGCUCCAACUCAGCCCAAAGAUAGUGAUAAUAUUGAAUUUAUAGAUCGCACACCAUCUCCACAGGCGGCACAAGCGAUCCAAGGGAUACAAGCGACACCCACGCCCCGAAGAUUCUGCUGCAAGGCGACCAGCACAAUCCGCGAAUAAACUGAACAAUUCAGUUUGCAAUUGGAACCAUUAACUCAAUGCACAACUAGCGACAAAGUCCAAAUAAAUCACAGGUUUCAUGGCUCACACACACACACACGCACACAUGCAUACCUACAUAGCUAUAAAUGCACUCAAUCCAAAGAUACAAAUACAAAUUACUACCGAUAGAGCUUCUACAAGAAUCAAUAAAAAAAAUAUUUUUCGAGCAAACAUAUAAUAAUAAUAACCACAAACAUAAUUUGUAACAUCUGAAAAAACACUAAUAAACAAAAAACACGCCAUAUUACAUCUU